AAUGUCUCUCUCAGACUUCAAAAUACAUAACAAAUUAGGCGAAGGCGCGUACAGUAAUGUCUACAUGGUGGAAAGAAAGCAAGAUGGACAGAAAUACGCACUGAAAUAAGGUCAGACUUACACAUUUAUCUGAAAAAGAGAAAGAAAAUGCCCUUAACGAGGUUAGAAUUCUUGCUUCGAUAAAUAACAAAUAUGUAAUUUCUUACAAGCAAGGCUUCUUUGAUGAAGCCUCUCAGAGUCUUUGCAUUAUCAUGGAAUACGCUGAUAAUGGAGAUUUGUUCCAAUAAAGAUUAGAAAGUACCAGAAGUUUAAGAAAUAUAUUGGAGAAGAACAG
Moneuplotes crassus is the source of this 334-nucleotide messenger RNA. The record is from the annotation of a GenBank genome assembly. Lineage: Eukaryota; Ciliophora; Spirotrichea; Euplotida; Euplotidae.